AUGGCAGGCAGGUGCAAAGGCCAGCUGUCGCAGGAGGAGGGAGAGAUCUUGCGACUCGUUCGGGAAGCAGCCGAUACGAUGUUUCGAGGUACUGCCAAGCUGGCGGGCUCAUAUGCUGAGGGCACAGCUGUGGCUGGAGUCUCUGACUUGGACAUUUGGGUAUCCACCCCCUCGCCGGUUUCGAGAGGAGGCCGGGUUGAGUUCAGGGACUUUUUGGUGCAGGAAUUGGAAGAUUCUGAUUUCAGGCUGGAGAGUCCAUGCACUAUAGGACGGAAGGCAAUUAGAUUGGCGCUGUCGAAGAACCGAAAGGAAGCUACCGUGGACGUGGUCUGCGAAAACAUGAUCAUCGAUUGCGGCUUUGACGAGCAAGACUUCGGGCGGGUGACGCAAUGCAUCAGCCGCUUGGAAGCGCAGGAGAAGUCCACGAGGCACUUGCAUUCGUGCGCCAUGUCCCAAGAAGCGGUGAGGAUGGUGAAGGCUUUUUGCACCCGGGAGAAGGACGGUAAGCUUCAGACGGUGCCGGGGUACUUGCUGAAUCACAUGUCUUGGCGGAUCUUAGACUACAUUGACUGUCAGACGUCCCUGGAGCUGUUCGAGAACAUGGUGGAGGCGCUUUUCUAUGGGAUGAAUGUCGAUGCUUGCGAUCCCCGGAAUUGUUGGCAUGAUUGGAAUAGACAGCACGAGCAAUUGCACAAAGAUCUGGAGGCAGACUUCAAGGAGCUAGCCAGCAUGCGCCGCGGCGCAAACCAGGAUAAGCGCUGGUUGAAUGCCGUUAGCGGAUCGCUCUCCAGGUUCAAGGAAGUUUUGGGCUGCAUGAACAAGGGCCGGGCGGCUUCAUUGCGCAGGCAUCCCGUGCUGGGAACCUGCAGCGACCUGCUGGUUUUGUCACCAGAUUGGUGA
Molecule: messenger RNA, 900 nt
Organism: Effrenium voratum
Lineage: Eukaryota; Dinophyceae; Suessiales; Symbiodiniaceae
Source: the annotation of a GenBank genome assembly